AGAGGCUAUAUGAAAGGAUUUAAGUGAACUCUGAAUCUGACUGAACUCAGCAGUCGACAGCCCUGUUUGCAUUCUGGAGCUUUUCAUUCAGUCAGUGAGGACUAACACAGUGGGAGUGUGGGAAAAGAUUUGGGCACAGAGAACAACAUAUUUCUGUCGCCUUAUACAGGUGGCUCUACAGAAGUAAAGGAAAGCGAAGGAUGAAGUGUUUGAGAUGCUGGCUGCCCGCAGUGGCCCUGCUGCUGCUUAGUGUGGCUGGAGUUAACAUGGAGCAUCUCCAAGCUGAAAACCUGAAUCUCAUUCCCCCAGAUGAGCAUAACGUGGUCUUGAACCCUGGAAUGAGAGUUCUGCCCAGAGACUGCCAUGAAAUACUGAUGACCUCUUCAGGUCAGGCCAGAGACGGGGUCUACCUGAUCCAACCAGGUGACUCCCCCAUUGUGGCCUACUGUGCCAUGCAGGAGGGAGGCUGGACCGUGGUGCAGCAUAUCACCGUCAAUAGCAGCGUGAAUUUCGAUCGUACCUGGGCUGAGUACAAACAUGGCUUUGGGGAUGUAACUGGUGAUCACUGGCUUGGGAAUGAAUACCUUCAUCAGCUCACCCGCGGCCCUGGGCGCUAUAAACUGGGAGUACAACUAGUGGACCGAGACGCCAUCACUAAGACGGGGGAGUAUGAUCCAUUCCUGGUGGAGGAUGAAUCAUCAGCAUACAGGCUGAGGCUGGGGUUGUUCCAGGGCACAGCUGUAGACGCCCUGACCCUGGACACAGAGAACUACCUGCAUGACAACCAAAGGUUCACCACUAAAGACAGAGACAAUGACAACUACUUCCAAAAUUGUGCUAAGCUGGAGUUUCAGGGGGUGCCGGGAGGAGGUUGGUGGUAUGAUGCCUGUGCUGGUGCCAACCUCAAUCGCAGGAAUGUCAUCUACUGGCAAAAGGACUGCAACAAGGAGCGACUGUGCAAGUACGCAUGGAUGAUGGUGAGACCUUCAGACAUGGUUAAACUGAUUCACAGUGGUGACUGCAAGAAGGAUGAGCUAUAAGGACACCAUUGUCAUGAUUUGUGAUACUGUAUGACAUUAGGUUUGGCAGCUACUGUAUUGAGGGCCAAGAGUUUAGGGGUUUUUUUUAGGUUUAGUCAUUAAGCUGGACAUUCAAUUCACCACAUUUUAUUCAGAAAUGCAUGGACAAGAACAAAAAAUGAAUCACAAACUUGGAACACAGUAUAAAAAUGCAGUACGGGUUUAGCUCUAGCUUUGUUUCCAUCAUACACGAAGCAAAGCAUUUCAUUCCCCAAAUUGCAAGUGCAGAUUUCUGGUUUAUCACAGUUCCACGAAAACGUUUCAUGACAUUAUAGCUUAUGAUACAUGUAAAACACAUUUUGCAUGUCAUCUCCCAUCCAAUGCUUACAGAACGUUUCACAAACAGCAUUUUUUUUUACCACAGUACAUUACAGUUUUGCCAGAAAUACAAUAAAGAUAUGAUGACAUAUGAUUUAGCUACAAUAGUUCAGAGAAAACAAAUACUGUAUUUCAAUGAUCAAAGAAAAAAAAAAUAUCCUGAGGAUGAAGAGUAAUAAACAGAUUAUAAUAAACAAUG
Molecule: messenger RNA, 1596 nt
Organism: Siniperca chuatsi (mandarin fish)
Lineage: Eukaryota; Metazoa; Chordata; Actinopteri; Centrarchiformes; Sinipercidae
Exons: 3
Coding region: 201-1040 (279 amino acids)
Source: RefSeq, a predicted model, not a curated record